Messenger RNA from Fibroporia radiculosa, 1401 nucleotides. RefSeq lists its product as uncharacterized. Gene Ontology annotation, cellular component: cytoplasm. The record is from RefSeq and is a predicted model, not a curated record. The transcript is spliced from 6 exons. Gene Ontology annotation, biological process: maturation of SSU-rRNA. Lineage: Eukaryota; Fungi; Basidiomycota; Agaricomycetes; Polyporales; Fibroporiaceae. Bases 1 to 1401 code for a protein of 466 amino acids.
AUGACGACCACCAAAAUUUAUACCAUUCAUGCUUUCCUGAUUCCCUACUUCACCUCCGGUGUUCACGGAAUGGCCCCGAUUAACGACGAUGAUUGGUCGGAUUCGGACGAUGAUGUGGGUUCGGAUGUCGAGACGGCCGUGCAACUCGGCCUCCCAGAUGGCCCAGUAGACUCCGCCGCGGACCUGCGCGACGUGAGGGUGUCUCGAUUAGGUGGUCAUCCUACGUUCUUGAACGCGUCUGAACCAUCUUUCGAAUUUGCGUUGUGCAAAGUUUGCGAUCAACCUAUGCAGCUGCUCGCACAAGUCUGGUGCCCGCUUGAGAAUAGCCCGAAUGAUCGUGUGCUGUACAUGUGGGGAUGUGCGAAGGGAUGUACGCUCAGCGUUCGGGCAUGGCGGAGCAUGAGAUACAACAAGAAGUAUGCCGAAAAGCUGGCCAAUAAAGUCGCGAGACAGAAGGCGAAAGAAGAGGAAAAGCGAAAGGCUGCUCCUCAGAAUGUGCCAAAAGUCAACCCUUUCUCCAUGAAAUCCGCAAACACCACGAAUCCUUUCAGCCUUGGUUCGCAAGUGUUUGGGAGUCCUCUACCCUCUAAGGUCCCCACUGAACUAGAGCUUGCGGAUGAUCCACCAUCCGACGAGUCAGAAAGCGAAGUCAGCGAUGAAGAUGGGACGGGAAAUGAGGUAGACCAUGUAGAGCUCGCGGCUCACAUGUCAAACACAGUACUGGACGAUUCUGUAUGGAGCGCUGCCCCAGCGUACAGGCCACUUUAUCUAUCAACAGUUUCGGAGUACCUACCUCCCGCACGGAAGACGAAAGUACCUGCCGCUGCAGACAUUGAUGACGAUGACGACGGCAAGAAGGACAAGGGCGGAAGCUGGACGGUGGAAGGGUACGAGAACUCGAUGGAGGUGGAUCACGUUUUCGAGCGUUUUACAAGGCGGGUCGGGUAUGAAGGCGAACAAUGCUUGAGAUAUGAACUCGGCGGCACGCCCCUCCCAUUUGCCAGCGACCAAGUCUUUGACAAACUGUUCCCUGCGCCGCUGGCAUCUCCCCUACCGGUUACCAAAGCAGUAUUUACGGUCGUGCCUGCGCAAAAGCGUACGUACGACGCUACCGCUGUGCCCUCAUGUCCGCACUGCAAAUCGCGGCGCGUAUUUGAGUGUCAGUUAAUGCCUAACUUGAUCAACUUGCUCAAUGCACCGGUCGAGGGGGGAAGCGCGAAACUCAGCGACGAAGAGCGGCGGCAAGAGGUGUUACAAGCGCUGAAAGGCAGCCGGGCAGCAGACCGGAUGGGGAUGGAAUGGGGAACGUGUAUGGUGUUCUCGUGUGAGAAUGACUGCUCGGAUGACAGCGCGCGCAGCUGUUGGCGGGAAGAGGUGGUACUAGUACAAUGGGACGACUAA